GUUUUAUAAAAUAAUAUGAGAGGGAAGAAAACGGUGGCGGGGGUUGUUGAAGGAAAGCGCCAUCCCACCCUCUCCAACCUCCGACCUUCCUUCCCAUCAAAUCUUGAUCUGCUGCUGCUCAUCGGCUCUCUCUCUGUUUCUCUCUCUGUCUCUUCUUCGAUUCAGUCCAAAGCUCACAUUGAUUUGCUCGCUCCUUCAUCAAAGGAAUCACACCUUGCGAGUCGGCAAAACCCCGGUCGUCGGUUUCGUCUCGCUCUCUCUCUCUCUCGCUUUCUCCUCCCGCUGUUUCGGGCGAGAUUCGUGCAUGGGUUCAGAGAUCAAGGUCUUCACCUUGGCCGAGGUGUCGGAGCACGGCAGCCCCGAGGACUGUUGGCUUGUCAUCGAGGGCAAGAACAGGUGUAUGACGUGACUAAAUUUUUGGAGGACCAUCCUGGUGGUGAUGAAGUGUUGCUGUCCGCCACAGGGAAGGAUGCCACUGAUGAUUUCGUGGAUGUUGGACAUAGUAGCACCGCUAGAGCAAUGAUGGAUGAGUUCUAUGUCGGUGAGAUUGAUACAUCAACUGUUCCCACCAAGACCGAAUACACUCUGCCUAAGCAGCCUCACUACAACCAGGACAAAACUCUCGAGUUCAUCAUAAAGCUUCUUCAAUUUCUAGUCCCUCUCCUAAUAUUGAGUUUGGCUGUCGGCGUCCGUUUCUAUACAAAUUCAACUUAAUGUUUGAGAGCUCUUGAAGGAAGUUGUACUUUAAGAAUAAGUGAUAUUGAUCAUCAUUCCUUCCUUAAAUUUUCCCUUUCUUUGAUGGUCAUGGUUGUGAUUUAAAGUCCUCGAUUCCCUCUCUGCAGGUUCUUUCUAAAGGAUCAGUGUUUCUUGCUUUUGCUGUUGAGUAUUGUAUUGCAAUGAAGAACUGUAUUUUCCUCA
Messenger RNA from Syzygium oleosum, 918 nucleotides. RefSeq names its product cytochrome b5-like. NCBI's taxonomy places the organism in Eukaryota, Viridiplantae, Streptophyta, Magnoliopsida, Myrtales, Myrtaceae. Gene Ontology annotation, cellular component: endoplasmic reticulum; membrane. The record is from RefSeq and is a predicted model, not a curated record. The transcript has 3 exons. Gene Ontology annotation, molecular function: heme binding. Bases 16 to 714 code for a protein of 232 amino acids.